Molecule: messenger RNA, 3202 nt
Organism: Ananas comosus (pineapple)
Lineage: Eukaryota; Viridiplantae; Streptophyta; Magnoliopsida; Poales; Bromeliaceae
Product: plastid division protein CDP1, chloroplastic
Exons: 12
Coding region: 307-2775 (822 amino acids)
Biological process (GO): chloroplast fission
Cellular component (GO): chloroplast inner membrane
Source: RefSeq, a predicted model, not a curated record
AACCCUUUUUCCUUUUUUUCGUCGCCCUCUUAAUUUUGCUCUAUCUCUCUCCCUCUUUUCCAAAUUCUAAUCCCUUCUCUCUGCUCCGACACUGGCGCUUUCUCUUUUCCCCACCCCCGAAUCUCCGAAACCACAACCGACAAUGGAGGAAUCUGAAACCCUAACCCUAACCCUACAUCUCCUCCUGACGUUGUUUUAAUCGAUCUCGCUUCACCCCAUCCCCGCCACACCGCCAUGGGAGCGAGGGAGGAGAGGGCCGAGAGAAGGAUGGUAGCGGCGAGCUGAUUAGGGUUUUCGGCAUUGGCAAUGGCGUCGGCUCACCUCGUGGUUUCCUCCUCGUUGCACCGCGGGAGCUUCGGCAAUGGCGUGCUCGAGGAGCGGCGGAGAAGGCCCGUGUGCCGUGGAUUGGUCUCUCUCGCCGGUAGGGGCCACGGCGGAGAUCGGAAGGAGGUGACGGGGACGAAGCCCGGCUCCGGAUUCCGGGAGGUUUCUCGGCGUGCGAGGUCGAAGGUGUCGGAGGCGCCGGCGGCGGAAACCGGGAGGAUCUGCUCCACUCUGGAGAUUCCGGUCACUUGCUAUCAGAUUUUAGGCGUUUCUGAAAAGGCUGAGAAGGAUGAGAUUGUGAAAGCGGCAAUGGAGUUGAAAAAUAUGGGGAUUGAAGAUGGAUACACAGCAGAGGUGUCGGUGUCCCGGCAGGAUCUGUUGAUGGAUGUGAGGGAUAAACUUCUCUUUGAACCUGAGUAUGCUGGCAAUAUAAAGGAAAAUGUUCCACCAAGAUCUUCUCUUUGUAUUCCUUGGACAUGGUUACCUGGUGCACUAUGCAUUUUACAAGAGGUUGGAGAAGAGAAAUUGGUGUUAGAAAUUGGCCGUGCAGCUCUAAAACUUCCCGAUUCCAAACCGUAUGUUCAUGACUUGCUUCUCUCCAUGGCACUAGCAGAAUGCUCAAUUGCAAAGAGUGGUUUUGAGAAGAGCAAAGUAUCAGAAGGGUUUGAAGCUCUAGCUCGAGCUCAGUAUCUUCUAAGGAGCAAAAUUUCUUUAGAGAAAAUGCCCCUGCUUGCACAGAUAGAAGAAUCACUAGAAGAGCUUGCACCUGCUUGCACAUUAGAGCUACUAAGCAUGCCUCAUAUACCUGAUAAUGCUGAACGUAGGCGAGGGGCAAUAGCAGCCUUGCGUGAAUUACUUAGACAGGGAUUGGAUGUUGAAUCCUCCUGUAGAGUUCAAGACUGGCCUUGUUUCUUGAACCAGGCAAUGAACAAGUUGAUGGCUGCUGAAAUAAUUGAUCUUCUUUCUUGGGAUGCCUUAGCCAAUAUUCGGAAAAACAAAAAAUCGUUGGAGUCUCAGAACCAACGUGGCAUUGUUGAUUUCAACUGCUUUUAUACGGUAGUGCUUGCCCACAUUUCCUAUGGAUUUUCAACACGGCAAACAGAGAUGAUAUCAAAAGCAAAGAGCAUCAUCGAGUGUUUAAUUGCAUCGGAUGGUAUGGACUUGAAAUUUGAAGAGUCUUUCUGCUUGUUUCUUCUUGGACAGGAGGAUGGGGCAGUGGUUCUUGAAAAGUUUCGGCAGCUUGAGGUCAAUGGAAACUCCAACUCACAGAUUUCUGGAUUAGUUAAAAGAAAAGAGGAAAAGGACAAAGAAUCUAUCCAUCGUACACUGGAAAUCUGGCUGAAGGAUGCUGUUCUUUCUGUAUUUCCCGACACACGAGAUUGCUCCCCUUCUUUGGCCAACUAUUUUGGUGCCCCAAAGCGGAUUUUCAGUGGCACAAAGCAAAAACUUGCAAGUGCCAAGCCCUUCCCUUCUUCGAGCUCUCAAUUGCCUUCAUAUAGUCUUUUACGUCACAAUAAAGCACCAAGGGAGCAGGCCUCAAAUUUUAGUAGACAGCUACCGGAAGCAGUAAAGCAGCUGACACCUUCUAAUUUGGAAAUCCCAUCGGCUUUGGACAAGUCGAGUGGUAACGGCAGCCCUGCACAACAACUUAAAAGAAAGCCUAGUUUUCCUCAUAGUAAAGCUUGGAAAAGCUGGUUCGAGACAGGAGAUAUAGCAGGAAAGCUCACAUAUAGUGCCGUCAUGGGGUGUAUUCUGUUGGGUACAUUUAAGCUGGUGAGUAUGCAGUUAGGGCACACUAAAGUGGCAUAUAAAUGGCCCACCACCCACCCAAAAAGGGAAGCAGAAGCCUUUGCAUCAACUGUGACUUGGCCAUCAAGCUCCAAAAACACUCCUUUUAUUAGCAGGAAUUUUUGGAAUCCACUUGGGAAGCUAUUAAUGGUGCUUAGGCUAGGCGACAAACAUUGCCCAUCAAAUGUGGGGCCUCUGCAAAAUAUUUGGUCCACAGAGAAGUCCUCUCCUUCGGCCAGUGCGACUGGCAUUAUGCUGCAUAAAAGAAGCAUGGAUCUAGAAGAAGCAGAAGCACUGGUGAAGCAGUGGCAGGACCUUAAAGCUGAGGCGCUAGGCCCUAAUCAUCAAGUUGAGACACUCUCUGGGGUUCUUGAUGAAUCAAUGCUCUUCAAGUGGCAAGAAUUGGCGAAUUCAGCAAAAGCUCAAAACAGCUUUUGGAAGUUCGUUUUGCUGCAGCUUUCUAUCCUACGCGCUGAAAUUUUAUCAGACGGAGGCGAUUGUGAGAUGGCCGAGAUUGAGGCUGUCAUUGAGGAAGCCGCAGAGCUUGUUGAGGAGUCUCAGCCAAAACAUCCAAGUUACUACAGUUCAUACAGAGUGCAGUAUACACUCAAAAGGCAAGUCGAUAGUUCUUGGAGAUUCUGUGGAGGUGUUAUUCAAGAUUAAUCUAUUUCUACUGACAAAUAAGUUGAUCAGAAUCGCUUCUGGAAAGAAGCAAAUGUACAAUUAUCUUCAUCCACAACCUUGAAGAAAAUGGAACGACGAUCUUUAUCUUUCUCAUCGCAUGAAUGUUGGUCUUCUUUAUUUCCUCCACCGAUUCUUAAUGCUCUCGAGAGUUGCUUGUACAAUAUGUUGUUUUUCUUUUGUUUAGUUUGAGAUAACAAAAGAUGUCCUCUACUCUGUAUUAUUGGCGUUAGGAUGCUAGGAUACGAGAGUUAUUUAUUGUGUGAGAAUCAUGUGCAUCAUUCUUUCUUUUCUUUACCUUCACAGGGAUAAGUUUUAAUUGUGGUAUUAUGUUUUCGACCUUAAAUUCUUUAUCUUUUGGGGUGGUAAACAUUUUUGGCUCAGAAAAGACAUAAUUUGAUCUGUGCAA